UAAGACAUUGUUUCCAAACUGGUAGUGUUUCAAAACACGCUGUAAAUAAUAAACAGAAAUAUUAAGAUUGAUACUGAGCUUCAAAUUACUAUGUAUUUGCUGCCAAAGGUCGCAAGACUCCGGAGAGCGCUGUGCCCUGGGGUCGUACCACGGCGUUUCCGGUUCACAGACACAGCAGGGCAUGUCGAGUGCAGGGAGCGACCCAAGAACCCUUUCUACGACCCUUACUACGAGAACUCCGUUUGGGGUCCUCGCCCACGAUGUCUGAUCGGCAGGAAGAGUCAGGUCACGGUGGCAAGUGGGGUGGGAGUUGGGCCUGAACUGAUGAGGCACGUCAAGAGGAUCUUACUGGCCGCCAACGCUCCGGUCGACUUUGAGAACAUGAGCUGUAAUAGUAACAACGGUUACGAAGACAUGGAUAACAUCAUAUAUUCUGUCGAACGCAAUGGAGUGGCUAUCAAAGGUAAUUUAGAGAAGCGACUGGAACCCCUGGAAAUCUCCAGAAACAUGCAGCUCCGUCGGUCUCUUGACUUAUUCGUCCAGCUCAUUGAGAUCAAGAGUUAUCCGGCACUCGUGGAGAAGAUGAGGUGCAAACACAACGUGGACGUGGUCAUUGUGCGGCAGAACGUGGAGGGUGAGUUCGCAUUGCUCGAGCACCACAACGGCAAGGGUAUCGAGAACCUCAAGAUCACGACUGAAUACAACACCAGGCGCCUUGCAGAGUUCGCCUUCCAGUACGCCAUAAAGCACAAGCGCCGCAAGGUCACUGUUGUCUACAACAAGGGCUUCAUGAACUCGUCCGAGGGCCUCUUUGUUAAUACCAUAUCUGAUGUGGCGGAGAAGUAUCCGGAUGUCACCUUCACGAAGCAGUCGAUGAGAGGCUUCGCGUUCCGCAUGACCGACUUCAACUUCAACGGUGAUGUGUUGAUAACAGGAGUCCUGUACGGCGGCCUCAUCAUGUACCUCAUGUUCGGACUCAUGCUACCUCUGCACAGACAGAUGGCGCAGGGAUGUUCUGCGGACAGAAACCUAGGGCCGAGGUAUGCGGUAUUCGAACCGGCUGUAAGACACAAGGGUUUCAAGCAGAUGGGCAAGGACAUAGCUAACCCCGUAUCCACACUGGACUGUGCCGUCAAGAUGCUGCAUUACCUCGGUCAUCACGAAGCUGCUCGCAGGAUAGAGAGGGCGAUCGAUUUAACUAUCAACGAGGACCUAGUGCACACUCGAGACAUGUUGGGGGUGGCCUCCACCAGCACCAUGGUGCACAACAUAGAACGUCGAAUCCGGGAGUCGAUGCCCGUCGGCUACAGCGAUGACGAAACUCACCCUCCACCGUUACCUCCGACUCCACCCUCCGUCCCACCCUACAAGCCUUGACACCCCUAUGUAUCAGCUGUGUACACAGUAAACUCCACAAAAUAAACUGUUAUUUUCUUU
Messenger RNA from Homalodisca vitripennis (glassy-winged sharpshooter), 1437 nucleotides. RefSeq names its product isocitrate dehydrogenase [NAD] subunit gamma, mitochondrial-like. Gene Ontology annotation, cellular component: mitochondrion. Gene Ontology annotation, biological process: tricarboxylic acid cycle; isocitrate metabolic process. Lineage: Eukaryota; Metazoa; Arthropoda; Insecta; Hemiptera; Cicadellidae. The transcript is spliced from 9 exons. Bases 91 to 1377 code for a protein of 428 amino acids. The record is from RefSeq and is a predicted model, not a curated record.